Messenger RNA from Didymella exigua CBS 183.55, 2031 nucleotides. Its product is annotated as kinase-like protein. Lineage: Eukaryota; Fungi; Ascomycota; Dothideomycetes; Pleosporales; Didymellaceae. The record is from RefSeq and is a predicted model, not a curated record. Gene Ontology annotation, biological process: protein phosphorylation; intracellular signal transduction. Gene Ontology annotation, molecular function: ATP binding; protein serine/threonine kinase activity. Gene Ontology annotation, cellular component: cell cortex. Bases 1 to 2031 code for a protein of 676 amino acids. The transcript has 2 exons.
AUGGAGGGCCCCGAGCCAUCCCAGGGCCAGCGUGACCCUGUCUCCGGCACUGAACGCGUUGCUCCGCCUGGCGAACUGAGCAAAGCAUUCAGAACGGGCACCGAAGCCACAACUGCGCCCGCCGCGCACGUAAACCCAGCCGCAGUGCAAGCGAACGCCAAUCUCCCGUCCUUCAGUGCACUUGACACGCCUGCAACCACCUCGCCCUCGCUCUACGUCCCUCGCUGGCACGUCCGCGCCCCGAGCAGCGGGCUGACACUUGUAACCGAUCUUCCUCCAUCCAUGACGUCAACCGCGCGCAACACACUGCACAUCACCUCCAACCUGGCGACCACCGGCAGCGAAGGCCUGCGCCAGUCGGCCACUGCGCCAAUUAUGAUAGACGAGAAAUAUCUAAAGACUGCGAGGUCCAGUAAUAGUCUAGCCGGAUCGUUGUCGCCAUCCUCGGCCAUAUCCUCGCCCGCACUGAACGCGCUCGGCGAUCUGACGCCGCUUCCCUCGCCGCUGGUCAUGGGAGACUCUCCCGGACCAUGGCAACGGGCCGUGGCGCGACCAAGAGGGAUCUCUACCAGCUCACGCGACGACAACUACCUUCCCGCCAACAGAUCGAGCCUUUCUCCCUCGCCCUCGCUGAAGAAGAAGGGUUAUCAGAGGUUGCAGACCACCGGCGAAGGGGCUACAGAAGCGCGCAUACAAGCCCACCGCAACAGCGAAACAGCUCGGGAGAGGAACCGCAGUAUCAGCGAAUAUACUCCAGAUUCCCUGCACAACCCUCGGCCUCGAAAUGUGACUAUCGGUAGUGUUGCUGCCGAAGGUGACGCAACCGUGCAGCAACGCUUGCGCCGCGAGCAGUAUCUUGCGUCGCAGCGCGGCAUUGUCCCUGCGCAAGUCCCCGCUGGUCUGCCUACACCCCCCGCUAGCAACGCGAGUAAUCGAAGCGUCACCGAUGAAGAGGACCACGCGAUAGAGGACUAUGACACCAAGUACAUUGCUGUUCGCCAUGGAUCUCAGAUGAAGAAGAAGCUUUGGCGCCCAGUUCGGCAGCUCGGCCAGGGCACGUUCAGUAAAGUUUACCUGGCCACGUGCGAAAGGACCGCGGCCAAGGAUCCAUUGGACGAGAAGACCCUAGACCUCCGUAAGCUUGUCGCCAUUAAAGUCGUUGAGCACGGUCCUGCCGGCGGUGCCGACGAGGAACGUGUCGAACUAAGCCUCAAGCGAGAAGUGGAGAUGCUCCGCUCCGUGUCGCACCCUUCUCUCGUUCAUCUGCGAGCCUUUGAUCACAACGAGGCCCAGGCUCUACUGGUCUUGACAUACUGCCCUGGCGGUGAUCUGUUUGAUGUAGCCAGCGAUCACCGCGACAUCUUGAGCAUAGACAUCGUCCAGCGUGUGUUCGCUGAGAUGGUCAGUGCCGUACGGUAUUUGCAUGAGAAGCUGAUCGUGCACCGCGAUAUCAAGCUCGAAAAUGUGCUCCUCAACAUCCCUAUCUCCUCCGUACCUCUCCUCAUGAACCCACAGUCUCAUCCGUACCCCAUUGCGACACUUACAGAUCUUGGCCUCUCUCGUCGAAUUCCUGCACCUCCAGAGUCUCCUCUCUUGACAACUCGAUGUGGUAGUGAAGACUAUGCUGCUCCAGAGAUUCUACUAGGCCAGCCAUAUGAUGGUCGCUCGACUGAUGCUUGGGCUCUCGGUGUCUUGUUGUACGCUCUGAUGGAAGGACGCCUACCGUUCGACCCGCCGCCGGGCAAAGCAGGCCGUACCAGAGCCGCUCAUCGGAUUGCUAGGUGCGACUGGGGUUGGGUCAAGUUUGGUGACGAGGAUGGAGAGUGGGAUGCAGAGAAAGGCAAGGAGUGGGCCGGUGCACGGGAGAUUGUCGAGAGCCUACUGAAGAAGGUCUCUCGCGGCCGCAAGAGCCUCGAGGACAUCGAGAAGGUGGACUGGGUGAAGCAGGGCAUCCAGAUCGAGGGCGGGCUGAAGAUGCGAGUCGAGAUAGAGGACGGCCCCGACACAACGCCCGAACUACCUGCGAGGUAG